Messenger RNA from Closterium sp. Naga37s-1, 2358 nucleotides. The record is from the annotation of a GenBank genome assembly. NCBI's taxonomy places the organism in Eukaryota, Viridiplantae, Streptophyta, Zygnematophyceae, Desmidiales, Closteriaceae.
AUGAACGGCAUCGCCGAGCGAGCGAACCGCACAAUCACGGAGGCGGCACGCGGGUUGCUCAUUGAAGCCGGGCUACCCGACUAUUUCUGGCCUGAUGCGGUGCGGAGCGCGUGUGUGGCCAAGAACAGAGCCUUGACUCAUGUGGGAUCAGACAAAUGGGUGCCCUAUGUGGAGUGGCUAGGAAGGAAGCCAAAGGUGGAUAUGCUUCGGGUGUUCGGGUGCAUGUGCAUGGCGCUCGUGCCUAAGCAUCUUCGGCACAACAAGCUUGGUGCCAAGGCGGUGUGGGCCGUGCACUUGGGCAUGGCUCAAAACAGCAAGGGAUGGCUUCUUUGGGACCCAUUCACCAAGAAGUUCUUGGUGAGCAGGGACUGCAAGUUCAUGGAGAACUUCAUGUACAAGGAUUGGAAGGCGGAGAAUGAGGCGAAGAUAGGCGUGCGGUUUGGGGAGGUGAAGAGUUCCGGUUUGGAGCAUGUGGAGCUGCCUUUGGAGCUGAGCAGCGGCAGCACAACCACAAGGCAAUCCUCCCUUGUGAAUGGGGGAGAGGAGGCCAAUGAUGCAGAGGAAGAAGAGGAGGAGGUGCAGCAAGUGAGCGAGCGUGUACCGUCACUCCCUUCCCGUACUACGAGUGCUCCACGGAUUCGAGCCACACCGCAGCAACGCCAAGGCCUUCAAGUCCCUGCAGCUGAGGAGGAAGGAAGGGGGAAGAGGAGAGUUCAACCCCCUAAUAGGCUGACCUAUGAUGCGCCGGGAAAGCAGGGCAAGACAGCCCUGGCCGGAGCGGCAAUGAUGGUCGGAGACGACGAGGAGAGUGACUACGAGGAGUGUGCCUUCGCGUUCUUCUCUCAGGUGGAGAUGCCGGGAGAACCAGCAACUCUCAAGGAGGCUUUGGAGAGUAGUGAUGCUGAGGAGUGGAAGAAGGCCAUGGAGAGUGAGCUGAAGAGCAUCGAGGAGAAUGACACGUUUGAAUUGGUGGAGCUACCGGAGGGGCGUACGGCGAUAACGUCCAAGUGGCUCUUCAAAAUCAAGUCGGAUGCCGACGGCAAGAUCGAGCGCUACAAGUCUAGGCUUGUAGCCAAGGGGUACCAGCAGAAGGAGAAGGUGGACUUCAAGGAGCUGUUUGCCCCUGUGGUGAAGCCGACGACGCUGCGAACCCUAUUCGCGGGAGCCGCCAUCAAAGGAUGGGUAGUAAAGCAAAUGGACAUCGUAACGGCAUUCCUUAACGGCAUCCUUGAGGAGGAGAUUUUUAUGGCACAGCCAGAGGGGUUUGAUGAUGGUAGUGGCAGAGUGUGGAAGCUGAAGAAGGCCCUCUAUGGGCUGAAGCAGGCCCCUAGGCAAUGGUACAUGAAGCUGCGCGAAGUGUUGGAGGGGAUCGGCUUCACUCCCUCAACGGCCGAUCACUCCUUGUUCAUGCUUGGCGAGGGGGAGCAGAGGAGUUUCAUGGUGGUUUAUGUGGAUGACAUCCUCAUUUUCUCACCCUCUUCUGACCUUGUGAAGGAGGUGAUGCUGACGCUUCAAGACAAGUUCAAGUGCAAGGCCCUUGGUGACGUGAGCUUCUACCUUGGGCUCCACAUCGAACGAGAUGUGGAGAAGCGGUGCAUGCGGGUGCAUCAACGAAAGUACCUGGAGGCAUUGGCUGCCAACUUUGGGCAGAGUGAAGGCCAUGUGGCUACACCCUUUCCCUCUGGGUUCAAGUGUGUGAAGGGACCAGAGGAGGAGAGCGUUGGUGAAGAGGAGAGGCGCCGAUUUCACUCGUUGGUGGGCAGCCUCAUGUAUGCGGCGGUAAACACCCGACCGGACGUCGCGUUUGCUACCGGGCAGCUGGCUAGGGUUGUGCAAUGCCCUAAUGAGGAGCAGGUAGCAGCUGGAAUGAGGGUGGCCAAGUAUCUUGGCCAAACACCGACCGUUGGGCUGCAAUACUCGGCGGCGGCACAAAGGCGCCAAAAGGGCGCGGAUGGUGUUGAACCCGGGCGUUUGUUCCUCACAGCCUACUCGGAUGCUUCAUAUGCAUCAGAACCAGAGGACAUGACAAGUGUGGGAGGCUUCAUAUGCUGUGUUGGUGGAGGCCCAACGGCUUGGGAGAGCAAGAAGCAGGUUGACCAAGCUUUGAGCUCGGUGGAGUCCGAGUACAUGGCACUCUUCCGUGCCGGUGCCAUUGCUCUUGCUAAGAACCCUGUGUUGCAUGGACUCACGAAGCACAUGAGGGUGAAGUGGCAUUGGACGAGGAGCAUGGUAACCGCGGGUGAAGUUGAGUUGCGCUACGUGAAGACCACGGGGCAGCCGGCUGACAUGAUGACCAAGAGGCUGGUGGAGCAGCAGCAUUGGAAGUGUUGCAAGCUGGCUGGGAUGGCUCUGAACUGA